Messenger RNA from Oryctolagus cuniculus (rabbit), 2144 nucleotides. NCBI's taxonomy places the organism in Eukaryota, Metazoa, Chordata, Mammalia, Lagomorpha, Leporidae. The record is from RefSeq and is a predicted model, not a curated record.
AACCCUCUGCCCAGCUCGGUCGCCAGCGCCAUCACUGGACAGCUGCAGGCCUACAGUGACGCCUGCGAGGCGCUGUCUGUCACCGAAGUCGCCCUGGGCUUUCUCAGCACCGCCGGCGGGGAUCCCAGCAUGCACCUGAACGUAUACACGCAGGACGUCCUGCGCAUGGCCGGGCAGUCGGCUCUCGUGGUGAAGGCCCUGAGCGGGUGCCAGCUGAAACACACCGUCGCCCUGUGGCAGCUGCUGUCCGCUCACAGGUCCGAGCAGCUGCUGCGCCUGAAGAGGGACCCGUUCGGGGACCUCAGCCCGCGGUACAAAGAGGACCUCAGCCCGGAGGACGCCAGGCUCCUGCGCGCGUUCCUGAAGCAGCCCGGCCUGGACGCCUUCCUCCUGGAGCUGCACGAGAUGAUGGUGCUGAAACUCGGGGGCCUGCAGCCCGCGGACGGCUUCAACCCCGCCUGGAGCCUGAGAGACACCCUGCUGUGCUACCUGGACGCCAAGGAGAGCGAGCUCCCGGCGGUGGAGGCGCAGUUCCCGGAGCAGAUCCUGCUGUCCAGCUGCGUCGCCGUGUGGAAGGCGGCCGCCGCGCUCAAGCAGGAGCGCCAGCUGCAGUAGAGCCGCCCGGGCCGUGGUGAGCGCCAGCGUGAGCGCCGGAGCCCCUCGGUGAGCGCCAGCGUGAGCGGCGGAGCCCCUCGGUGAGCCACGGCGGGAGUGACGGAUGACGUCGGGAGUGAUGGAUGACGUCGGGAGUGACGGAUGACGUCGUGAGUGAUGGAUGACGGGCCCCUGCGUGGGCCGGGCCUCAGGGAGCGCUCAGGAGGCCGUGGCCACAGCGCGCCACGUGCGCCACCCUUUCUGGAACGCGUUCCGGCACUUUCCGCGUUGUGCGUGCUGUUCACGAGGGGCUGAGACGACGGGGAGCAGGGAAGCGGCGCCGCCCUUUAUCGCAGGAGAGGAACGCGGUCGCCCCUCGCGGUCGCCCCUCGGCCUCGCACCCAGGACGGGGCUGUCCCCAGCCUGGGGACGCGGCCACCGAGCCCUCCGUCCGGGAGGGAGGGGACGCCCCGGCGACUCGGCUUUCCUGCCUCACUGCACUCACGGAGAGAAGCGGGUUCCUGCCUCGGCCCCGCCCCUCACCUGGGCGCUGGGCGCUGGGCGCGCAUCCCUGUUCCCAGAAGGCGAGAAACUGCCAGGCUCCUCGUCUUCACACAAAUUCCGGGCGAGCCGGGAGCCUCUGGGAGGAGCCGCGGCCGGAUUCCCGGGGGCCCAGCCCCAAGCUGUCGGGACGCUGCCAGGGUCUCCGUCUCCCCACGUGGCUGGGGCUUUGAAAAGUGCCUGGAAAACGUGGGUUAUGUCUGUGGGCUGCAGCAUUUUUUGUGCCAAAGUGUAUUUUUAACUCCUUCUUCCACGGACUUUUUGAAGUCUCCCCGGACCUAAGGGCACGGAUCAAUGGCCAGAGCGCCCCCCGGUGUCGGGUCUGAAAGUGCCGCGUGGGGGCCGCGUGUGAGGAGCUGAGGCGCAGCCCCUGCGGGGUCGCGGCCAGGGCGUCAGCUGAGGCCAGGGCGGCCUCUGUCCCAGCAUCGCCCGAGCUGGUGCUGUCCUAAGGGUCACCUUCCUCCCCCGCCCCCGGCCCGCGUGGAGCUCGGCACCUGUCAGCGGCGUAGCGCAGGUCGGGGGCCACGGCUUCCACCCUCAUUCAAGGGAGUUCGUGACUCGGCCUGAAUCGGGCCCCUGGGAGACGCCAGCUGAGAACCGGCCACAGACUCCGGCGGGUCCGACCCCGGGGAGAAGCUCCCUCAGUGCCCCCUCGUGUUGGGGUGCCCGACGCGGCCUGAGCCCAGCCACGCCCCACAGACCCGGCCUCCGCCUGUCCCUCUGCCUGGAACUCCUUGGCUACCUCAGCGCUGGGGUGCAGCUGGGCCUGGGCGCCCACCCCACCUCCUCACCGCCCAUGCCUUAGCGGGGGUGGGGAGGUCAGGCGCCAGUCUCGUUCCUUCCCUCUGCCCCCCGUUACGGGUUUCCAGUUAAAAUGCUUGCAAAGCCUUAGUGUCGCCUUGUUAGUGGGAGCACGCAGCCUAGCACAGGCGGUGGGUUCCACUGUCCCCGCAUCCUGUUUUAAUAAACCCGCGUUGGUUCUGCUCAAA